Tachysurus vachellii is the source of this 3804-nucleotide messenger RNA. It is a transcript of the gene cmtm4, whose product is annotated as CKLF-like MARVEL transmembrane domain containing 4. Gene Ontology annotation, cellular component: membrane. NCBI's taxonomy places the organism in Eukaryota, Metazoa, Chordata, Actinopteri, Siluriformes, Bagridae. The transcript is spliced from 5 exons. The record is from RefSeq and is a predicted model, not a curated record. The coding region runs from base 858 to 1472 and encodes 204 amino acids.
CACAUACACACACACAUACACACACACACACACACACACACACUCCGGCCUUCUGUACAUUCCCUAAAGCCCAGUGAGGAUUUACACACGGCGUGUUUUUGGGUUUAAUCCGGUUUCCGGGUUUGUGAGGAGUUUUUCCGGACCGUUAACACUGUGCAGGGCGGAGACACGAUAACAACAACAAGCAUCACUUACACCACCAGCUCCAUCAGAAGCUUUUACCAUCAGCGUCGGACAGUCGGAGAGUCAAAUAGUCAAAUAGUCGGAGAGUCAAAUAGUCAGAGAGUCAAAGAGUCGGAGAGUCAAAUAGUCAGAGAGUCAAAUAGUCGGAGAGUCAAAUAGUCGGAGAGUCAAAUAGUCGGAGAGUCAAAUAGUCGGAGAGUCAAAUAGUCGGAGAGUCAAAUAGUCGGAGAGUCAAAUAUUCGGAGAGUCAAAUAGUCGGAGAGUCAAAGAGUCGGAGAGUCAAAUAGUCGGAGAGUCAAAGAGUCGGAGAGUCAAAUAGUCGGAGAGUCAAAGAGUCGGAGAGUCAAAUAGUCGGAGAGUCAAAGAGUCGGAGAGUCAAAUAGUCAAAUAGUCAGAGAGUCGGAGCGUUUGUGUGUUUGUGUGUUUGUGAGUCAUGCCCCAGACUGAGGGACUGAAACGCUUCAGUCUGCACAAUUCUGGAGAAAAACAGUAACAUGAAGCUGACAUUUCGAACCCAGGAGCUCUCGAGGAACUGAGAACAUCUUCACUUUUUUUAAUUUGCACUCAGCAGCAGCUACAGUGUCCAGGUAGAGUCUCUAAUCUCCUUCAUCUCCACCUCCCCUGAGUCUCUACACUCUGGUUAUCAGUGAGAAGCCCCUCGGUCGUGUGGGAGGAUGAGGAGCAGCGAUGAGGCUGAAGGUUUUGAUGGCGAGGCCUCCAACACGGCGAUGGUGUCGGGGGCGAACAGUCCGUAUCAGCCGACCACAGAGCCGGUUCUCUCCCGGAGUGUGUUCAGGAGCAUGAGCUGGAACCCACACUACCUCACGUCACAACUCGGCAUCCUGAAGAUCGUCGAAGUGGUUCUGUCCCUUAUUGCGUUUAUCUGCAUUGAGACGGUGAUGAUGUGUUCUCCAUGUGCUGGAGUUUAUCUGUUUGAGUUUGUGAGCUGCAGCUCGUUCGUGGUGACAGGACUCCUACUGCUGCUCUUCAUCCUCAACCUCCACAGCAAACUCACACAGAUCAACUGGAGCUUAUUGGACCUGAUUAACGCUGCCUGCUCCACGCUGUUCUUCUUUAGCGCCUCAGUGGUGUUAGCGGCACUCAAUCACCAGAGUGGUGCAGAAAUCGCUGCUGUGAUCUUUGGCUUUGUGUUGAUGUUGGUGUAUGGUGUUAACACAGGUGUGUGUGUGAGACUGUGGCGCUUAGGAGACCAGCGUCCCCUACAGACCAGCGAGUACACACGUGCCCGGACGGCCUCGCGCAGUGAAGUGGAAGCACGACCUGAAUAACACACACACAUAAACAGACACACAUUUAUCUCACACAUUAAACACACAAACUCACACUAAACACUUUAUUAUAAACAUUAAUCAUGUACUAAUUCAGAAGGUGUGUGUGAUUUAUGUGUUUAUGCUUCAAAAUGUUUUUUUUUCUCUUUUUGUUUUUUUUUCUGUUUUUUUUUAUCUUUCUGAGUUUUAAAUUCUGUUUGUUUUUCUUUUUUUAUUUUUCCACUUGAGCAAAUUGCUAACACACAAUUCACUAAUUUGCGAGUGAUUAAACACUAUUAUCUGUACUAGGGCUAAUGUUUCAGCUAGCUCAGUGUGUUUGUGCUAAUCUUUCUGAUUAUCUGUUAAUGUGUGGAAUGAUUCCUCAGUUAAGAGCUAUUUGCUAGUGUUUUGGCUAGUUACUGUUAGCUAACACUAGUGAUAGAGAUUAUUCAUGAACUAGUGUUUCAGUCUCUACAUUUUAGAUGAAUCAUUGUAAGCAGUGCUAAUAAUUAGAAAUUCAGCCAGUUGAUAAGUCUGAACAUUUAGACUAGUGUUUUGAAUAGUUUCUAAAUGUGUGAACUAACAGCUAAUGUUUCUGUUGUUACUCUUCUGCAGUCACCAGCAUCACUGAGGGGUAUCUGUGAGGGUAGUUAGCAUUUGAGCUAGUUUUAGUCUUUUGGAUAUCUAAUAGUGUGUGAGUUUCUAUUUUUUACCAUUUGCUCUCUUCACAGAUUAUGAUAAAGAAUACAGAAAUAGAAAAGAAAGAAAAACUCUGUGAUGUCAGUAAAUUAUUAACUACAACGAAUUGAUAUAAAACUCAACCUUUUGUUUUGACUCUUAAUAUUUGGAUCAGACUGUAAACACUUUGUAACUGUUUUGUCUUAUUUUAUCUUUAAAUUGUUCUUUUGGUACUAAUUUUAUAUUUUACUUUGUGUGUGUUCCUUCCUGUUUGAUUUGUCCUGUUGUGUGUGUGUGUGUGUGUGUAAGAUAAUUUCAGUGUUGCGGUGUUUCAUUACCUCCUCCCUGUAGUGUGCACUACAUAGUAAUCUUCUGUCCCUGUUCUAGAUGUAUGCGUGUGAGAUGCUUAUGUGUCAACACUUGUCCUCAACCUCAAUCAGAAGGUUAUGGUAUGAUGUCAUCAACAAACCAGCAGGGUAUUUUAUACAGUCCCCUUCUACAUGGUUUUAUAGAUUUAAAAGCAAUAAUGUGGAUUUUAAAAAUGAAACAGUCUGUUGUCUCUGUACCUCGUUUCUGUAUCUCGUCCCUGUAUCUCGUCCCUACACCUCAUUUCUGUAUCUCGUCCCUACACCUUGUCCUUACACCUCGUCUCUGUAUCUUGUCUGCACACCUCGUCUCUACACCUCAUCUCUGUAUCUCGUCCCUAAACCUUGUCUCUGUAUCUCGUCUCUACGCUUCGUCUCUGUAUCUCGUUCCUAAACCUUGUCUCUGUAUCUCAUCCCUACACCUCGUCUCUGUACCUCGUCUCUGUACCUCGUCUCUGUAUCCCGUCUCUAUUUUACUGAAUAAAGCUUAAGAGUUUUGAAGUGAAGCUUUGAUGCUAAUUAACCAGUCUCAGAUAAUGGGCUUUGCGCUAGUCAUUAGUGAUGGGAUUAUUUUGUCAGCUAGUAUUUGCUUGUUAACAUUUGUGCUGUUAGAGUUUGUGAUUUGCUGCUAGCUGUGAAUAGCUGUGCUGCUAUACAUAGGGCAAUGGGUGGAGUCACUUUCACUCAAAUCUCAAAAUAGCCUCUUAAAAGCUAUGUUAAUUCUGACGGAACGUCUGUAAGCUUUGGUCGGGCACUCGCAUAUUUCCUUAGCCACAGUCAUCAGGACUAGUCGCUUAAUCUACUUACUUGCAUUUGAGUGCUUUGUUGGCAUUUUAGCUACUUCAAAAAAAUUGGGCUAAACCUGUAAAAAUACAACAAAAUUCUAUGAAAUUAAAAAAGCAGAUGACUAAAAUUAUCAAACAUUAAUUGAUUUCUGCACUACAAAUAUUCAGGUAUGAUCACAUGCCAGUGUGCUGUGUGUGUGUUGUGUGAGUGUGUUGUGUGUAAUGUGCUGUGUGAGUGUUGUGUGAGUGUGUGUGUGUGAUUUCAUCUUUAUUGUGCUUUAUGUAAUGACACACUCCUCCUCACUUAGAGGUUUUAUUGAUCAAUUAAUAUCUGAUUGUAACAGUUAAUUAUUUAUCCCUUUUUAAUUGAAGUCUGUAAUCUGAGGCUCAAUAAUCCGACACUGUGAUGUUUUAAACAGGAACACAGACGCUCUCAGAUCUGUAUUUAUAGAGCUGUGUCUAUUUACACACUCAUUUACUGAAAUUCUCUCGUUUGUGAAAUGAAUAAAUUUUGUUCGAAUGCAA